AUGGUCUUGUUUAGCUGUUGUGUUGUUGAGUACUUGAAAGACUUGAAGUGCGUUGGUUUCAUAUUUUCUAUAUUUUGCAUUUCAGAGUACUUCUUCAGCAAACCUAAUUACAUGAACACCAACAGCAAUCGCCGCAGUAGGACAACAGAUGAGGGCUUUUAUAAAAGCACAGGCAAGGUUCGUGAGAUCAAGGCUGAACAAUCCCAAGCUGUGAUUGGUAAUAAGAGGAUUUUGUCUUACUACGAAGGUCGUGUGCCCAAAGCCAAGAAGACCAAGCAUGUCAUGCAUGAGUAUUCUGUCACCAAGACUAAACUGGCCCAACUGGGUGCUCAAAACAAUCAGCAGAGGGAGUUAGUUCUCUGCCACCUGACGAAUAAGUCAGCAAAAUCUGAGAAGCUGAAAGAUGAUUCAAUCUGCGGCGAUGAAUUAGCUGAACCUGCUAUUGGUAAUGAAAUCUCCUAUAACUCUGAAGAUGAUCAAGCUGCUGCAACUGAUAUGAUUCAAGGCCCAGAUGAGCAUCUCGCAAACAAAGAUGCUCUGCUUGGCACUGAGAAUCGUAAUGAAUGCGCCGAUCCGUCCUGUGCUGAUCUUGGAGAAAAUAUGGAUUCAACCUUUAUUUCACCUGAGCAGCUAGCAGCCACAUCAGCCACCACACCCACCUCAGCCACAUCAUUUGGUGGCUUUGGUGUUGGUUCACCUGAUGGCUUCUUGUUGUCUGAUUUCGAUGAUGGCUUCUUGUUAUCUGAUUUCGAUGUUCUGUUUUAA
Prunus dulcis (almond) is the source of this 765-nucleotide messenger RNA. RefSeq names its product NAC domain-containing protein 68-like. The record is from RefSeq and is a predicted model, not a curated record. Lineage: Eukaryota; Viridiplantae; Streptophyta; Magnoliopsida; Rosales; Rosaceae. Gene Ontology annotation, biological process: regulation of DNA-templated transcription. The coding region runs from base 1 to 765 and encodes 254 amino acids. Gene Ontology annotation, molecular function: DNA binding. The transcript has 2 exons.